Molecule: messenger RNA, 540 nt
Organism: Pistacia vera
Lineage: Eukaryota; Viridiplantae; Streptophyta; Magnoliopsida; Sapindales; Anacardiaceae
Product: phosphate import ATP-binding protein PstB 1-like
Exons: 4
Coding region: 1-540 (179 amino acids)
Source: RefSeq, a predicted model, not a curated record
AUGGACCUGGAAUUUGUGAAUCAAGUGCUGGAGAUCAUUGAGCUUGAUGAAAUUAAGGAUGCCUUAGUUGGCGUUCCAGGUGUUAGUGGUCUAUCUACUGAGCAACGUAAGCGGCUUACCAUAGCUGUCGAACUUGUUGCCAAUCCCUCUAUAAUCUUUAUGGAUGAACCUACAAGUGGUUUAGAUGCACAAGCGGCAGCAAUUGUCAUGCUUAUAGAGUUUUUUGAGACCAUUUGGAGACCAUUUGUGGUCAAAGGCCUAAUUGAGUUUCUUAAAGAUAAGAGAGAACGUGAUGAAAGUAAAACCAGUGAAGCUGGAAGGGUGGCAAUGGAAGAAGAAACUACAACAAACAUCAGAGAGCACCUGAUGAAGGAUAAGGAUACAACAAAUGUGCUCAAAGGCCUAAUUGAGUUUCUUGAAAAUAAGAUAGAGCAUGAUGAAAGUAAAGCCCGUGAAACUGAAAGGGUAGCAAUGGAAGAAGAAUGUAAGCAACAGAUUGAAGAAAAUGCAAUUGAAGAAUGGACAAUCAUAAUUGAAUAA